Messenger RNA from Funneliformis geosporum, 2376 nucleotides. The record is from the annotation of a GenBank genome assembly. NCBI's taxonomy places the organism in Eukaryota, Fungi, Glomeromycota, Glomeromycetes, Glomerales, Glomeraceae.
AUGACGGAUAACUUAAUUGGAUAUGUUCAUAAGGAUUUGCAUAGUGGAAAUAUCUUGCUGCAAGAUAAAGUUAAUGCAUAUAUUACAGAUUUUGGAUUAGCAGGACCAGCAAAUAAACAAAUUUCGGAUAUUAAAAUUUAUGGAGUAUUACCUUAUAUCGCUCCAGAAGUCUUGAAUAAAGAAGUAUAUACUAAAGCUUCAGACAUCUACAGUUUUGGUGCAAUUAUGGCAGAAUUAUCAGCUGGAAGACCUCCAUUUUAUGAUAAAAAAUUAGACAUGACUUUAGCUUUAGAUAUUUGUAAUGGACUUCGUCCAGAAUUUGGAAAAGGAACUCCUGAAUUUUAUAAAAAAAUAGCUUAUAGAUUUGUAAACAAAGCUCGUGAAAAUCCUAUAGAAAAUACUCCUAAAGAUUAUGAAAAACUUUAUACAAAAUGUUGGAAUCAAGAACCCGAGCAAAGGCCAACUAUCGAAGAAGUCUUAUCAGAUUUUUCAAGAAUGGGCUACAAAAUGAAUGCUGAAAAAGAAUUAGAUAUAAAUCUAAAGACCAUGGAAUGUAACGAUGAUGAGUCUCAAAUUAAAUUGGAAAAAAAUGAUGGAAAGGAAUUAGACACUCUCAAUGAUAAAAUAUUGGAAAUUAAAAAUCUGAUAGAAAAUGAGGGGAUUUCUUUGUUGCAAGAGGAGUAUUCGGGAUUAUCCAAAGAAGUAGUUUAUCCGCAUACAGAUGGAACCCUUCUUAGUGGAAUAAUUUCAACAUUGCAGGGAAGCAUAAAAACAAGUUCCCCUAAAAUGAUUUUAUUUCAAGAUGUUGAGAGUGAUAUGGAAGGAGGUGAACUUAUACUUGUUGAUAGCAAGAAGGUAUUGAAUUCAAUAUUGAUAGAGAGACCGGGAUUAGCAGAGAUUUUAAUGAAACCUGGAUGUAUUUCUUUUUGUCAAGCUGAACAAUCCUCUUUGAAUUUUCCUGUUUAUGAGCGAAGGCCAGAUGAUAGCAAUAAAAUUUCUUCAUCACAACUACCAUACCAUAUGAAUCCAGAUUUUCAAAUUAAGAUCGCUCUUAAAAAGAACCAAAUCCUUAUAUUAGAUAACUAUAGAGUUUUACAUGGUAGCAAUGAGUUUGAUGAUAAUCCUAUGAUGUUCAGAAAUUUAGUGGAUAAGUUGAAGGAUCAAUCUAUUUAUCACGCUACAAUCGAUUCCAACAGUAAAGGCAGUCAUAUAAGCACAGGCAUUAUACUCGAUCAAAAUAUUAUAGAAGUCGAGAAAAAGUAUCUAGAGCUAAAAUACGAGUUUAAUUUCAUUUAUAAUCUAGUAUUUAAAGAUAACACUCCAGUUGCAAUAUUAUAUCAAGCAUUGCAACCUCCAUUAAUUGAAGGAAUACGGAAGACAAUGAAACCUAGAGGAUAUAGCGAUAGCGGAGCAGAUAUUGCCUUCUCAUUAAAAUAUAAUGGCAUCCCGAUUGUCAUCCCAGUCGAUAAUCCAUAUCCUUCGCGUGACAUUGACUGGGUUUUUCCUGAUACAGAAGAAGGGAUAAGCAUUGCUAUUGCAAAGGGAGCAAAGACAAUUUGGGCGAAUACUGUAUUAUUUGAUGAACAUCCUCUGAAUCUUAUAAAUGAUGAUGUUAAAGUUAUAGGUCAACACCCCAAGGCAGCGCAAAGGUAUGAUAAUAAGUGGGUAACGAAUGAGUUGAUUCGGAGUCAUGCAUUUCCCGUUCCUUAUUCAAUUCUCAUUGGACAUACAAGCCAUAAUGGUGUUUAUGGGUUAAAUGAUCUGACCUUGGAGGUUUCACAUAAGGUGAAGAUCACUUUCCCCGCUAUCAUUAAACCGAUACGUGGGCGAGGAAGCCAAGGAGUUAAAAAGGUAAAUUCUAUGAAGCAACUCAGAACGCAUGCAGAGAUGAUUCUUUCCACUGGAACUGUGAUCGAUGAACAGUUUCAUUCAGAGUUUGGAAAUUUGUUGAUAUUGGAACAAUAUUUGGAAGGAGAGGAGAUAACGGUUGUCAUCAUGCCACCUGGUACAUAUAACAUUAAUUAUAAAAGUACUAAAUUUGAUAAUCAUUGGCAUCUACCACCAGUAAAACGGUUUGAUCAUCAAGAUGGUAUAGCUCCUUACAGUGGAGUCGUUGCCGUGAUGAAAAAUAGUGAAUUACUGAGCAAUGCGGAAUUACAAGAUCCUCUUUAUCAAAAGGUCACGCAAGAAUGUGAAAGAGCUGGGCAAAUCAUAAAAUCAUUAGCACCAAUUCGAAUAGAUUGCCUCAGGAUAUCACAAGGAGGACAAUUUUUUUUGUUUGACUUAAAUAUGAAGCCCAAUAUGACGGGACCGGAACGGCCAGGUCGAAAUGAUCAAGACAGCUUAGUUAGCAUGUCUGCACGUGGUAUUGGAUGA